Effrenium voratum is the source of this 897-nucleotide messenger RNA. The record is from the annotation of a GenBank genome assembly. Lineage: Eukaryota; Dinophyceae; Suessiales; Symbiodiniaceae.
AUGGGCGCACUUACUGAGAUGAGCAUCUUCCUGUCCGCACGCAUCAUGCCGGCCCUGCGGCCGGUUACGGUCUUGCUGGUGGCCGUCUUGGCUGUCGCCGUCGUGGCCCUGGCGGCCACGCCGCCGGCAAACGCGAUGCGCACCAUUGACGGGGUGACCUACUCGCAAGGGCUCAAGCUCGACGUGCACGUGCCGGAAAAUGCGCGUCGCGGCCUGUUCGCCCGCAAGCAUCCGGUGGUGCUGUACGUGCAUGGCGGCGGCUGGGUGAAGGGGGACCGCAAGCGGGUCUUCUCGAUGCCGCAAUGGCUGACCUCGCGCGGCUACAUCUUCGUUGCCAUCGACUACCGCAAGGUGCCACGGACCGACAUUGACGGCCAGGUGCGCGAUGUGGAGGCGGCCAUAAGCUGGGUUCGCCGCAACAUUCGCCGCUACAAUGGCGAUCCGAACCGGGUGGUCCUCAUGGGGCAUUCCGCCGGCGCGCAUCUGUCCGCACUCGUUGCGGCGCAGGGCAAGGCCAACGGGCUGCGCGGCGUAAUCCCCAACGACGUGCAGGCCUACGAUCUUCUGGCCUAUGCAACCAAGCGCGGCUCGAUCGGUCCGAUGUUCGGCACGGCCUUCACCAACGAACCGCCCAACUGGAUUCGCUGGUCGCCGGCCACCCAUGCCAAGCGCAACGGACGCCUGCCGCCGCACCUGAUCCUUUAUUCGCGCAGCCAGGGCGAACGGCGCCGUUCGAUCUCGAUCGGCUAUGCGAACCUGCUCAAGGGGCGCGGCACCGACGUGACCGUCUUCCACGGUACCGCCUAUUCUCACGGCGCCAUCGCGGCCCGGCUCGGCCGGCCGGGCGAUCGUGCGACCGCCGCCAUCGAGCAGUUUCUGGCACGGGUGACACGCUAG